CCAAAUUGUAUAAAAACCCACUCUGCUCUCUGUCUUGCCAUCAGUGUUUGCUUGACUCUCCUGUCUUCACGACUUCUCACCGAAGCAGACUCACUUCACAACUCAACACAAUGCCUUACUGUGGACCAUCUUGUGCUGUCCCCUCCUGCGCAUCCAGCCCCGUCGUCGGCUUUGGAUCAGCUGGCCUUGGGUUGGGUUCUGGCUACGGUUUAGAUUCUGGCUACGGUUUGGGUUCUGGCUAUGGUUUGGGUUACGGCUACGGAUCUGGUGCGUUGGCCACAUCUUCUGGCAGCCUGGGCACCCUGGCCGGCGUCAACCCUUCCUGCAUCAACCAGAUCCCCCCAGCCGAGGUCGUGAUCCAGCCUCCAGCUUCUGUGGUCACCAUCCCAGGAGCCAUCCUCUCUGCCAGCUGUGAGCCCGUCUGCGUCGGAGGCAACACGCCAUGCGCUGUCUCUGAUUCUGGGCUGAGAGGAAGCUGGGGCUAUGGAGAUUGGGGCUAUGGAGGUCUUGGCUUGAGGAACCGGGGUCUCCUUGGCAGAAGGUUCCCCUUGAGCCGUAGAGGAAGCAUUUGUUACAGCCGUCGUGGUAGCAUUUGCUUUUAG
Molecule: messenger RNA, 602 nt
Organism: Python bivittatus (Burmese python)
Lineage: Eukaryota; Metazoa; Chordata; Lepidosauria; Squamata; Pythonidae
Cellular component (GO): intermediate filament
Molecular function (GO): structural constituent of cytoskeleton
Source: RefSeq, a predicted model, not a curated record